AUGUCGUUCGCCUGUUCGAUUUUGCGUAUAUUUGAUCAAUCUGUAUUUAUCAUUUCCCUAACACCCGUCCGCUCCCCGUUCCAGGCGUCCACCGCCUGCCACCUUGUCCUGUUCAUCCACCUUCACCUGUUCCCCCUUCCUUUCCCCAUACCAGCCCUUUUGGUUUUAUUUCAUUUUUGUUUACCUCCUUUCCUCUUCCAACCAGUCUGUGAUAUUGUUGUUCUCGAUUCGAACUCCGAGAGCGGACCAUGUAUUCAAACAUCGGCGUUACUUGCAGCAGAAGCAACAAACUUAUUACAAAGUUGUUAUCUAUCUAUCUAUCUAUCUAUCUAUCUAUCUAACACCACUUAUCUAAAUUUGUCGUGUAUUAUGUGUGUACGCGCACACACUCAGACAUAUACUCCUCUCUCUCUCUCCUAUAAGUUUUCUUUGCUUAAAAUAAACAUUCCUAUAAGCAUAAACAGCGAAUUCUUUUCUUUCGAAACUUUUAAUAACACUGCUUCUUUUUUUCAGAAAAGUUUUAAUUAUCUUAUCUCUCAGGUUGUCAUUCGUGUUUUUGCUUGGCUGAACUCUUGGUUUAUCUAUCUAUCUAUCUAUCUAUCUAUCUAUCUAUCUAUCUAUCUAUCUAUCUAUAUACACACAUACACACGAUAUUUCUUCAUCCCCGUAAUUUUCUAUCUAUCUAUCUAUCUAUCUAUCUAUCUAUCUAUCUAUCUAUCUACUGUAUUCCUUUCCUAUCUAUCUAUCUAUCUAUCUAUCUAUCUAUCUAUCUAUCUAUCUAUCUAUCUAUCUAUCUAUCUAUCUUUAAAAAUCGUAACAAACAAGUUUGUCCUUGCAUGUCAAUAA
This is a messenger RNA of Acanthosepion pharaonis, 846 nucleotides long. Lineage: Eukaryota; Metazoa; Mollusca; Cephalopoda; Sepiida; Sepiidae. The record is from the annotation of a GenBank genome assembly.